AGCAGCAGCUGAGCGGAAGUCACGACCCGAGGAGAGAGAGAGAAACACGGAAGAUGUCGUUUGCCAGUGACAAACUCUACAAUGGAUAUCUGCGGCGGAGAAUGCCAGCCAUUGUGAGCAAGGUGAAAGUGAGAGAAGUCAUCGUCCAUCUGCCGUGCUUGACCACUCACGACAGGGAAAACAUAGAAGCAAAAAGAGAGACUAAUGGGAACUACGAUGGCAUGGUGCUUCUUCUGGACUGUCUGAAGAGGAGAGAGAACUGGCCCGAGCAGUUUAUCGAAGCACUUGAAGCUUGUGAGCACACAACGAUAGCAGAUGAGAUCCGAGCUGAGUACGACGCUCUGAGAGGCAAUUCCAACCCCAGCUCGCCUUCAUCAACUGUAAUCAGGGCACACGUCCAUCCAGCACCAUCUGCCAGUCAUCUGCCGGUUCCAGAGAGCGGCGCUGCUGCUGCUGAUGCUGCUGCUGAUGCUGCUCCACCGGCUGAAGCAUCAGCUCCUCCAGAGCCAGAUGCUCAGGCGCCGCUGCAACCAGAAGCCCAGAGCUCAGCCGCCGUGCAGGCCAGCUUACCAGAGGCUGUUCCCCCACCCGAGCCUGUCCCCGAGCCUCCACAGGCCACUCAGAUUGAAGUGGUACCCCCUCCGACAACACCUCCUCCCUCCCCUGUGACCCCACACACUCCGGCCAGCACACCACCGAGAGAGGGUAAUGCUCAGCAGGAGCCAGAGGAAAACUCUGAGUCAGACAUCCAGGAUAUCUCUACUGAUGACUGCGUGAUUCCUGAUCAGCUGAGCGCACGAGAGGUUGAGGUCGACCCUGAGGUGACUCCGGAUCCUCUCCAAGCAACAACCACAGAAGUGGCCAGCACAGCACCGGAGGAAGUUAAUGCUAACCAGGAGCCAGAGGAAAACUCUGAGUCGGACAUCCAGGAUAUCUCUGGGGAUAAGGUUGUGAUUCCUGAUCAAGUGAGCGCAGAAAAGAGCGAGGCUUUAGUCAACUCGUUGGUGACGCCUCCCCUGUCGCCGUGUGAGAGGGACACCGAUCCUGAUCCUCUCCGAACAACAGCAGCCUCAGAUGUCAGUCCACCACAGAGUCCAACUCAGGCAAACUCAGACGUAACCGACGGAUCCUCUUUCCCCAUACUGACCCCAGAGAAGCAUCCAGUUCAGGACACCACCCCCCCUGAGGAUAUAAAACCUGCUGAGGUCCCGGAGCCUGAAGAGACGUCCGAGCCUCCGAUUACACAGGUUGUUGGAAGCAGCCCACAGACAGAAACAGCACCGACAGCCUCCCCCUUGCCUGGCGCCGACGGGAUGGACGCCUCCAUCUUUGGUGACGACACUUUGUGUAUGAGCAAGCCUGACCCCCUCAUCAGCUUCCAACCAGAAAGUCACGACAGUCCUACUCUCCCUGCACACGACCCACCAGAGGAGCCGUACUCUGGUGAAAGUGAGCGUCUGGAAAUGAGCGAUGCUGCACCGCAUGAGGUUACAGUUCCUGCAUGCUCUGCUAUCACCUCCACCUCCACCACCACUGUCUCCGGGCUGCCGUGCCAGGAGAACGGCAUUGCAUUUAACCACGAUGAGCCGGGGGAGAACCACUACGAAUCUCCGUGUCUGAGUCUGGAAAGCCAGGAGGUGCAGGUGAAUGUGGUGCACGUAUCUGAGGAGCCGUCCAUCCUCAACCUAGAUGGUCAAGUCCCAGCACCGCAGGCUCACCUCAUCAAUGGAGAAGCAGCCAGAGAGAUCACUCCUUCCCCACCGUCCACCACCACCGAUGAGAACCCCACCUCUGAUAAGAGCUGCCUCCCCCCCGAGCUUGCUGAGAUCACACCCGAGCCCAAAACACUGCCUGGCUCAGAGGAGGAGUCGGCCCCUCGCACCUCGCCGUCUAAUAGGAAGUACAUCCUGACUGCGGCAGGAGUGGGCGCCUGUGCACUGCUGAUGGCGUGGAAGUUUAAGAAUUAAGAGGAUUUAAUACCUUUAAAGGGAGAAGAUUAGGCUUUAAGUACAAGAGGAUCUUAAGGGUAUGGUGCCUUAUUGUAGUCACUGGACCUAGAUGGCGUGAGGCAGCUGUUUCAUAAUUAUCUAUGGUAAUAAUAGCUUCUAGACGGUUUAAAUACAAGCAUAUCAGAGUGAGUUUAGUUGGAGACUCUCACUUGCCUGUAUGUGUGAUUCGCUGACGACCUGCCUCUCCCCCAGUGUCAGCUGGGAUCGGCUCUAUCCCCAGUGCCCCCAAUGACCCUCAAAGAAUAAGUGGUAUAGAUAGUGCAUAGAUAUUUGGUUUGUAGUCUGAGAGCGUGUAUUAAUGACAGAAAUGUUUGUAUGUUCAUUUGUCUGAUAAGCACUUUGAAGAAAAAGGCUGUUGUUGUUCCUCCAGUGACGAUUAGUGCAUCAAAGACUGAGGUUUUACUGAGUGUGGACUGUGGAUGAAAGAAAACCAUCAUCACACACAUUGUUCCUGCUGAUCAGUGGGACAUGGGAUGAAAGGGAAGGCUUGUGCACUGUUUGUAUUUAUUUGUACAUAUAAAGAUAUAUAUAUAUAAACAUUAUAUGAAAAGUAUAUAUUUAAAGAAUUAAUAAUGAUGAAUUGAUAACAUUCCAAAGCGCUCGUAUGUCUCAGAUGUUCCGCCCCCAAAGAGUCAUUCAACCAAACACUUAGUAAUCAUGCAUCACAUAUUCCUUAAUUCAUCACAUUUUUUGCAUAUUUAUCCAGUUCAUAGUCUAGACCAGUGGUUUUCAAACUUUAAAACAAUGACACUUUUUCAGUCAUGUCACUGUACCCCAGUUUCUGUCUGAGACAGCAAGAGUGUUGUGCUAGCUGUUUAAUGUACAACUGGGUUUUUAAAUGGAUAUUUUUGGACUAAUGUAUUUUGUGAAGCACUUAUCAUUAUUAUUUAGUUUUAAUGUUUUCAAAUGUAAUAUACAUAAUGUACUACAUUACAUCUAAUAUCUUGCUGCAUGCAUGGCAGGUCCUUUAGCAGCCACUGGUCUAGACAGCAACCUGUAUUGUGAUAUCAUCCGCUGUAAAUGUUUGGGAAGACAUUUUGUUUUGUUCUUUGAGCUGAGAGAGUUUAUUGUAAAAAGCUCCAUUGAUAUUUUAAGAUGUUUUUUUUGAGCUGCAGAGAUGUAGAUGAAAUUAAAUGUUGGUAUUAUGCAAAUAUAACGUGUAAAUUGUGAGCUCAGAUUUAGUUUAAUCAAAAUUGAUUUGAACUGUUUCUGGCUAUACACUUCUGCAAUCACAGCAAUAAACCUGAAAGUAUAAAGA
Limanda limanda (common dab) is the source of this 3267-nucleotide messenger RNA. RefSeq names its product mitochondrial antiviral signaling protein (gene mavs). The transcript is spliced from 5 exons. The record is from RefSeq and is a predicted model, not a curated record. Bases 54 to 1967 code for a protein of 637 amino acids. Lineage: Eukaryota; Metazoa; Chordata; Actinopteri; Pleuronectiformes; Pleuronectidae.